Messenger RNA from Triticum aestivum (bread wheat), 4022 nucleotides. RefSeq lists its product as uncharacterized. The transcript is spliced from 5 exons. The coding region runs from base 1108 to 2307 and encodes 399 amino acids. The record is from RefSeq and is a predicted model, not a curated record. Lineage: Eukaryota; Viridiplantae; Streptophyta; Magnoliopsida; Poales; Poaceae.
GCAGCAGCUGCAUCAAUAUGGAGGAGGUAUCAAGCAAGGAAUCAUGCACUCUUUAUUCGCAAGCAGAGAGGAGGAGCCAAUUUCAUUGCUCUGCAGCUUCUGAGGGCAAAGCUUCGCACUCAUGCAUUAGCUGUUUAACAAUUCAGGAAGCAGAUAGGAGUAGCUCAAAAUUUUCAAUCCAAGUUUUUGCUAUCUCAGGCUUCUCAUCUGCUGUCUGCUGUUGAGGUGGUGCCAAGAUCUAUGAACCGAUGGGUUAGAUUGAUCGGAUUUGCAGCUGUUCUUGGACAGAGGAAUUCAUCUUGAGAGGUUCUCGUCAUUUGAAGAUUUAUUAAGUUCCGCUGCAGCUUUUCUCUCUUGGUCUUGGGCGGAGGAAUUCAUCAUGAGUACUACUCAUCAGUUGAUGAUUGGUUAAGUUCGCUGCUACUUUUCUUUCUUGGUCGUUCACAGAUCAUGAGUUCUAUUCGAUCCACGGUGGUGCUGAGAUCCUGAACCUAUGGGUUAAUUAGACUGAUGGAAUUUGAAGAGCAGAUUUUCUCUCUUGGUCUUCCAAGGAGGAAUUCAUCCUGAGUAGUUCUUAAACGAGGAAUUCAUCAUGUGUCCCAAUCAGAUGAAGAUUGGAUUGUGCGCUCUUUAGUUAGUUAGAGAAGAGGAAGAGGAGGGGUUACCUUGUUGCCGCUGUCUGAAGCUUCUCAGUUCAAAGUCUCGUACUCCUGCAUUUCUGGUCCGGUUUAGGGGUGGCCUAGCUAGCAGCUAGCGGUCGUAGUUGAAGAACAAGAUCAGAGUACUUCGGAAUUUUCAAUAUACAUACUUGUGUUUUGGCAAGCUGCUGUUAUCUGCCGUCACGGGGGGUAGGCGAGACAUCUUCCGACCAAUGGGUUAGACUGGUUGAAUUUGAUCGAGUCCUCAUCGGUUGACACUGAUUGAUUAAAUUUCUAACUGAUUUUCUCCAUUGGUCAUCAGCAGAGGAAUUCGUCAUGAGUGGUCCUAUUCCGUCGCGGCUUGGUGCCAAAGAUGUUAACGGCUUGGUGCCAAAGAAGGUCAUAUAUUUUGAUGGUUGGAAUGGAUUUGGAGCAUCCGCUGUUCUUAAAUCCAUAGCUGCAACCUGCAAUGCUUCCAUCUGGGAGAACACCUCCGGAACAGGUCUUCCACACAAAAAUUCUUAUAGAUUGCUCAAAGUGGAAAAAUAGAAGAGGAGUGCAGAGGGCAAUUGCAGAGGAACUGGAACUUGAUCGCUCUGUAAUGGGUAUUCUAAAUGAGCGAGAUGUAGAUGAUGAUUUUUGGGGAAAUGAUGAAAGCUCAAGGCUUGAGAUAGAUAGUGUUAGUCAAGUGAUUGAUAGGACCCUGAGGGAUAUCAAACUUAUGAUAAUUUUUCUUAAUGGGAGUGAUGACGAGGUUGACGUAGGUCCAAUGGGUAUUCCUCUAGCAAGAUACGGCAACAACAGGGUGAUAUGGACCUUCAGAGGAAGCUGCAUGUCCAUGCAUCAUAACCAAUCCAAGGUGGCAAGCAAGCUAAGAUCUACUGAGUUGUUUUGGUAUUGCUCCAUUGAAAAUUUGACAAGCUCACAGUUUCGUGGAUUGCUACAUCAACAAGCUGGUAGCAUAGUUGCUCGCAGCCCAUGUAGGCUGGACAUUGACCAAACAAUUAUUGCAGAUUGUUGUCUCUACGAGUUAUUCCUACACCAUAAUUUCCACACCGUCACUAAAUUUGAUUGGGUUUCUCAUGCUUCUAACUAUUGGAUAUGCGAUGGGAUCAUACAAUGGGAAAGAGCAAGGGAUAUUAGUAAUGCAUUGCAUCUAGAGAUAAAUUGGAAGUGUGACGCUUCUCUGCUAAAUCAUGUUCUUAAAAUGUUCAUGGAACAUUCAGAGUCUCCUUUUCUGGCAAUUAAAGAUGAAGAUCUCUAUGAAGAAGGCCCAUACCGUUGGAUUUCGGUCACGUCGAGAGAUGCAGAAGUACAUGGGAUGAAAGCAAUACCUGCAGAGGCGUCAUCUUUCUUCUUGGCAUUUGAAAUAUCCAAUCCCCCAAGAGCUUUACCAGGUGGAUUUUUUGAUUAUUGCAGCAAGCUUGGCGUUCUAACGCUCUAUUGUUGUGCGUUCAAUUUUGCUUCACCUUCUUUUCUGAAGUGUCAUGGUCUAAGAUUUCUUGGACUAGACCACUGUACAGAUGACAAAACAGUUGAAGGAGAACAUAAUACAGACUGGUUAUUUUUGUAUAGCUUGUGGGUCCUGGAUCUACGAUACACAAACUGGAAUGAAAUCUUAUCUAAAGAAAAGAUGGAUCUCAUGACCAAAAUCAGAGAGCUAAUAUAGAGGGAGUCAUGGGCUGGCAGUGCAUAGCUCACCUACAACGCCGGUUACCUAACCUCCAGAGGCUCCGGAUAAUCAAAACAACAUGUCAAUGGGAGACAUCAGAUGACGUCGACAACUUCUUUAUAGAAAAGACAAGUAUGGAAAUACUGGACUUGUCUGGCAAUUGUGGCAUGAACAUUCUACCAAGAAGUCUAUCGAAGGCAAGUAGCCUCCGGUUGCUUGUAGUUGAUGGUUGUGAUGGACUAGAAAGCGUUGGUGGGCUUCCUCCCUCCCUCGAAUCCUUUAGCUUUAAUGGAUAUGGGCCAGCUUCUCAAUGGACACAGAGUGUUGAGGUACCUCCGGAACAAUUUCGUCCAUCCAGCUCAAAAAAAAAGAAUGAUGUCAUAAUAUCCAAGAUCUCCUUAGCAGGCUGCACACAAUUGGAGAAUUUGUUCUUGUGUUGGCUACCCAACCUAGUGGAAUUGGACCUCUCUGGAACAUCAAUCAAGAUACUUGACUUCAAGACCAUGGUUGUGCAAACCCCAAAGUUCAAGCGACUGUUUCUAAUAGGAUGCAAGCACCUUCGUGCAAUAAAAAUUCUGUACGAGAGUGUUUCUGACCUGGAGUUAAUGUGCGUAGACACGCGACCUGGAGUCGUGUGUCCUCGACCAUCCAUCAAACCAGGUUGAAGCUGCAUGCUGUUGUUGUAGAUGCAAGACUUACUCACUCCUUGUGGAAUCUGAUCUCUAGUUAUAGACAAGAUGAUGCUCAUUUUAAUAUCCACGUCACCUCCUCACCUGAUGGGAUUAUUCAAUAUGAAACAACCAGCAAGGAUAUGAUUGGCACCAGUGAUCAAGAGAGUCUACAUCUUAUUCCAACAGACCAGUAUGGUGAUGUCCUUGGGAUGGUUGGCGCUGCCCCAAUGCAAGCCUUUCCACAACCUCCGAGUACAAAGUCUGAUCGACAUGUAGAGAUUGCUGAAGGGGGCUUCUACGUGGAGAGGGAACUUGACGGAGCACUAGGUCUAGGCCACCUAAUGGAACAUUAUGUGGAAUCCCUGCAUGUGCAUGAUGUCUCGGUACGUACUAUUGCACCACAAGGCCUUUGGUGGGGCAAGCUUAGGUGGUGUUGCGUGGAGAGGUGCCCAAAAGUGGAUACCGUUUUCCCUGGGAAUUCAUUCACAUUUACUGCAUUGGAGACCUUGUGGGUGUCAGAUCUCCUGAUGGCCCGCUCGAUUUUGAGUAAAGGUUCACGCUUUUAUCCAUAUGGCGAUACCAAAUCCUUUGAAAAUUUACAGCACCUUCAGCUGCGUUCAUGCCCCACCCUCCAGUUUGUGAUCCCUCUGUGGGUCUCCUCCUUCCCCAGCUUGGAGACCCUCCACAUCAUCCACUGCAGCAACCUCAGCCACAUCUUCAUACUGGACGAAGAAUACCCUGAAGAAAUAACUACCCGCGGUGUACAAUUCCCAAAGCUUACCACCAUCCAACUGCACGACCUCCCAAAUCUGCAGCAAAUAUGCGAGGUCAAGAUGGUUGCCCCUGCGCUCAAGAGCAUCAAGAUCAGGGGAUGCUGGAGCCUGCGCCGGCUGCCAUCCGUGGGCGCACGUGGCAAUGGCAAGAAGAAGCCGGCCAUUGAGAUCGAGAAGGACGUGUGGGACGCCUUGGAGUGGGACGCCCGCCACCGCCCUGCCCACUUCGAGGCGCCUGUCCACUCGUGCUACUACAAGGAGAAGCUGC